Molecule: messenger RNA, 822 nt
Organism: Corylus avellana
Lineage: Eukaryota; Viridiplantae; Streptophyta; Magnoliopsida; Fagales; Betulaceae
Product: syntaxin-21
Biological process (GO): intracellular protein transport; vesicle fusion; vesicle-mediated transport
Cellular component (GO): membrane; SNARE complex; endomembrane system
Molecular function (GO): SNAP receptor activity; SNARE binding
Source: RefSeq, a predicted model, not a curated record
AUGAGCUUCCAGGAUCUGCAGAGUGGCGGCAAGCCGUCGUCAGCGGGUGUGGGUGUUCGAUCGCAGAGCCCAUCGCAGGCCGUGGCGGCCGGCAUUUUCCAGAUCAAUACUGCCGUCGCUGCUUUUCGUCGACUCGUCGAUGCCAUCGGAACCGCUAAGGACACUCCCGACCACCGCCAGAAGCUCCAUAACACGAGGCAGCGGAUAUUGCAAUUGGUCAAAGAUACUUCUGCCAAGCUCAAGACCCUGGGCGAUUCCGAUCGGGACAUCUCUGUCAAUCCCAGUAAGAAGUUAGAAGAUGCCAAGAUUGCCAGAGAUUUUCAAACUACGCUGCAAGAAUUCCAGAAAGUUCAACAGCUUGCCUUCGAGCGCGAGUCUACUUACUCCCCUGCUGCUGCUCCUCCAUCUUCUUCUUUGUCGACAGCCUCUACCUCCGGCGAAGGAUUGGCACUCACCGGCGAUCAGGACAACCAACCUUUUCUCUGGGAACAGAAGAGGCAGGAGUUGCUUCUAUUGGAUAAUGAACUUUCCUUCAAUGAAGCCAUGAUUGAGGAAAGGGAGCAGGGUAUUAGAGAAGUACAAGAGCAAAUUGGACAAGCAAAUGAAAUAUUCAAGGACCUUGCUGUUCUUGUUCAUGAGCAGGGAGUGGUUAUUGAUGACAUUCAAUCCAACGUCGGUGGUUCCGCUGCUGCAACAACUCAAGCUCGAGUUCAGCUAGCUAAGGCUUCCAAAAGUGCAAAAUCCAAGUCCUCAUGGUGUUGGUGGGUGAUUGUAAUAGUUGUGAUAGCGCUGGUCAUCUUUCUGCUCGUCCUUAUCCUGUAG